UUUCACAAAUUCAAACGACGCUUCUGUUUACCAAUAAAAUCCGGCAAAAGUUAACAAAAAUCCUAUUUUUCACAUGAAAAUGAUUUAUUUCUGAUAUUUGAUUGAUAGCUUGAUAUCGAUUAGUGGUUUAACAAGCAUAGUGUUCUAUUCUAUAACCCAUUUAAAGUUUUAACAGUUCGAUGACGAUGCUGGAUAAUUUUGGUGAACGGAUUGAGGACUACGAGGUAUACGAACUACUGGGUAAAGGUGGUUUUGCUUGUGUAUACCGUGCAAAAUGUCACCGAACGGGAAUUUACGUUGCGAUCAAAAUGAUCAAAAAGAAGUUAAUGCAGUCAGCGGGGAUGGCCAAUCGUGUCCGUCAGGAAGUGAGCAUUCAUUCGCGACUGAAGCAUACUUCCAUAUUAGAGCUGUACACGUUUUUCGAGGAUGCCAAUUAUGUUUAUCUGGUGUUAGAACUAGCUGAGAACGGUGAGCUGCAGAGGUAUUUGAGGGAAACGAAGAAAACUUUCAGCGAGCACGAAGCUGCUACGGUACUCAAGCAGGUCGUUGAUGGGCUUCUGUAUUUACAUUCUAACCACAUACUUCAUCGCGAUAUGUCCCUGGCCAAUCUGCUCUUAACGAAACAAAUGAGUGUCAAAAUAUCUGACUUUGGUUUGGCCACGCAACUGUCGCGACCAGACGAAAAGCACAUGACCCUGUGUGGGACACCUAAUUACAUAUCACCAGAAGUAGCAUCCAGAGCUUCUCAUGGACUACCUGCUGAUGUGUGGGGUCUUGGAUGUAUGCUUUACACUUUUUUAGUUGGAAAACCUCCAUUCGAUACAGAAGGAGUGAAGUCGACCUUGACGAAAGUAGUGAUGUCUAAUUACACUGUUCCGUCAUACGUAUCCCAAGAAGCCAGAGAUUUGAUUGACCAGUUGCUGAAAAAGAACCCCGCAGAAAGAAUGAAGUUAGAGCAAGUUUUCAAACACCCAUUCAUGCGAAAGGCUGUUUCCUAUGACAAAAAUAACUUUGGUGGUACAAUCUCCUCAUCCGAUAGUGGUAUCAUGACCAUUUCAAGUAGUGGGAAUCGAUCAAACAUCCCGUCCAACUACAGUCAGGACCGAUACCAGUUGGGUCAUCAAAUGCCACUUCGCUAUCAACCUAUUGUUGAACAUGAACUAAACUUCCAAGAAAGUAUUUUACCCUCUAGAUCGCAUGCCGCGUCAAACAAACAAACGUCGGACUUUUUCUCCGGUGUCAGUAGCGACCCCCGAGCAGGUCAUGCCCAAACUCAUCAGCAACAUAAUCAAAUAUCGCUUCUGCAGCAGUUCAACAGCCUAGAACUAAUGGAGAAAUACAACAUCAAUAAGGCUGAAAUAGACAAUGUGGGGCGAUCCAAUUCGGCCGAUAGUCUGCACAUGCUGCAAGGCAAGUUCGAAUUCCAACACCAACAGCAGCAGCACCAUGAUAAAAUUUCACUUCUGGAUUCGAGAUCGAAAUCGGCUUCUAUCUCAAUGCUGUAUCAAAUAUCAACAGAAAAUCAACAUCAGCAGCCACCCGGUUGCAGCCCGCUAAAUUAUAAGGAGAACUAUGGCAUACCAAAUGGAGCUCUAAGAAGCUGCCGCAGCUCGUUGGAUCCGGCCAAAUAUGACUUUCUUGAUAAUUUUCAAUCAAGAGACAAUCAUAACGAAUUCCAAGACGCACCGAAGAGACGAAGCCCUGUUAAGCAACCGAAAAAACUAAUUGAUAUUCCGCCACUGAACACUGCGCGGCUUUUACCUAAUAGGCACAAGACAAAAAACGCUGUACUCAGCAUUCAAUCGAACGGCGAGGUGGUGUUAGAAUUCAUCAAAUACAGAGCGCGCUACAAGGAAGAUCGCGUUGUGGACGUGUGUCGCAUAUCUUCUGAUGGGCUCCGAUUUAUUCUGUAUCAUCCGGAGGGUGGUAAAGGUGUAGCGGUUAAAGAUGAACCACCCGAUCUGCCACCUGGUGGAGCUGAUAGUAUUUUCAGCUACGAAAGCUUACCGGAGAAGCACUGGAAGAAGUACAUGUACGCAGCCCGGUUCGUUCAAAUGGUCAAGGCAAAGACACCGAAGAUUACCUACUACAGCGAGAUGGCGAAAUGUCAGCUGAUGGAAACUCUUGAAGAUUACGAAGCCAGUUUCUACAGCGGAACUAAAAUUGUGAAAUCUCUGCAGGAAGGAACUAAAAUUCUAGACGGGAAUGGAAGCACAGUGAAUUUUCCCGAUAAUAUGACUUCAGAAUUGAAUAUGGAAUAUCAGCAUUUUCAACAAACCCUUGAGCACUGUCUCAACAUCGAACAGGCUCUUUCGGCUGUUCAGACGGGAAAUACUUUCCCGCUUAUCAUUGGCCGACGACCGACAUCGUACUCGUCCAAAGAGAGCAAUUUCCUAUCAAAUCCAUCGACCCCAAGGUCGCCUAUGACCCCUCGCCAAAUGUCGUUUGCGUUGUCCGUGAAUUCUCAUGCAUCAACAGCGCCUCACAAUCGGCGGUCGGUUCUGACGGCCAAAGCAGCAGUUGGUAAUUUUUCUAACGUGGCCACGAAAAAGUGUACAGUUCCUGGCGUUGGAACGGCGGUGCAGCUCUCGCAGGGUGUGAUCCAAGUUCAAUUCUUAGACGGAGCGAUGCUUUCGUUGAUACCAAUCGAGCAGGGAGGAGGCAUAACGUUUUCUCCAAGUUCCGGUUGUCCUUUGCAGCAUUACGCUACCGGGGAUGAUGCACUGCUGCCUGCGGCUUUGAGAGAGAAGAUCGAUCGGAUGCCCCAGGUGCUAAGGCAGUUGAACGCGGCGCCGGUUCCGUCAAUCCCGUUCAAUUUUCUGGAUGGAACGCCCCGGACGCCAGUGACGCGAUUUCUGCGAUGAAGUAAGUAAGGUAAGCAGUGCAAAUAUUAGCUCUCUAUUACUUCGUACACAAGCGUUAAGCCAUGUACUAUUGUAUGAAGUACAAAAUUGACCACAUUUCCCAGUUGAACUAAAAUCUUGUAAUUUAUUAUAUAUUUUUAUUAAUAAAAUCCAAGACUUGAAGUUUUUAUCAUAUACGA
Molecule: messenger RNA, 3043 nt
Organism: Topomyia yanbarensis
Lineage: Eukaryota; Metazoa; Arthropoda; Insecta; Diptera; Culicidae
Gene: SAK
Product: serine/threonine-protein kinase PLK4
Exons: 5
Coding region: 180-2864 (894 amino acids)
Biological process (GO): protein phosphorylation
Molecular function (GO): protein binding; protein kinase activity; ATP binding
Source: RefSeq, a predicted model, not a curated record